AUGGAUGCUGCGGACAGAGACGCACCGGUGAGCCAGCUGGAGAGGAGUAGCCACACUGCGUUCAUAGACAACAACACGCUGCAUGUCUGGGGAGGUUUCCAGGUAGUCGCUGGAAAUGAUGUCAUCCUGCCCAGUGACGAGAUAUGGCUCUGUGAUUUAGACAGCGGGACGUGGGAGCGGAGGGAGAUCACCGGCGACAUCCCACCGGACUUAUCAGGCUUCUGCGCCUCUCAUCUGAACGGCACGCUCUUCAUCUUUGCAGGAUGUGGCCCCCUCGGUUGGACCGAUCAAAUGUUCACCGUGGAUCUCACAGAGCCGCACUGCUCGUGGAAGAAAUUGACUGACAUCAAAGGAAGCACACCGUCACCACGAGACAAACACUCCUGCUGGGUACACAGAGACAGAUUAAUCUACUUCGGUGGAUAUGGAUGUAAGACCAUAGGGGAGGUACGAGACACAGGGGCGUCAAGCUUCGUCGUCGAAGAGAUGUCCUGGGCCACAAUUGGAAACACGUUAUUUAGGUUCUGGGGUUGGAACAACGAAGUCCACGUUUAUGACAUACAUACGUCUACGUGGAGCACUCCACAGACUCGGGGUCCUGCUCCUUCUCCCAGAGGCUGCCAUGCCAGCACCCUUCUGGGGAACAAAGGUUACAUCUCCGGUGGCGGGGAAAAUGCUGAGCUGGACUUGUUCUGUUUAGACCUGGAAACUUGGACCUGGACUAAAUUCGAGACCCCAGCAUCCUGUACACCUCUGGGACGCUCCAUGCACACCAUGACGUCCAUAUCUGAUCACUCACUCUUCAUAUAUGGAGGUCUGGGCACAGACGGGAUCACUCUGAAUGACGCCUGGCAGUUUAACACGCUCAAGAAAGAGUGGACCAAGAUGAUACACCCACACAAGGACAAGCCCAGGGUGUGUCACAGCGCCUGUCUGGGAAGUGACAAUGAUGUUGUUGUAUUUGGGGGAAGCAGCAACUUCUGCAUCCGCAUGGACUCGGUGGCUGUUAUGAGAGCUCCAUCGCAGGAUCACUGCAAAGACGUGUUCAUGUUUCAGACUCAGCCGUACUCCCUCUUCAGACUGUGUGAGGAUUUCAUAGGAGGAAACCCGGAGCUGUUCGGGAAACAGCUGGACUGGCUGCCGUCUAAACUGCGGCACAAAGUUGACAAGAGAGUGGCCUUUUUCUCCGCUUUGACGAGAGUUCCGACAGCUUAA
Molecule: messenger RNA, 1215 nt
Organism: Scomber scombrus (Atlantic mackerel)
Lineage: Eukaryota; Metazoa; Chordata; Actinopteri; Scombriformes; Scombridae
Product: kelch domain-containing protein 1-like
Exons: 13
Coding region: 1-1215 (404 amino acids)
Molecular function (GO): protein binding
Source: RefSeq, a predicted model, not a curated record